AUGGGUGGCGAAAAUACGACGGUUUACAUAGGCGAAUGCAGUACGUACAUAAAUGAGGAUGUACGUGCGGGUACGUACAUAAAUGAGGAUGUACGUGCGGGUACAUACAUAAAUAAGGAUGUACGUGCGGGUACGUACAUAAAUAAGGAUGUACGUGCGGAUGAGAGCAAUGUUAAAACGUAUAGCAGAGACAUUAACGCAGACAACCGUGACGAAAAGAUGACAGAUGAAAAGUCUUGGGAUGAUAGUAGUAUGGAUAGGGGAGAUGCUGUAAAUGGAUUAGUAGGGUGGAGGGAGGUGGGAAACCUACUAGACGAUGAUGCAAAGCCUGUGUUUAAUGAUAUGGCAGGAUUGGGAGAAACUGAUGCAAACGACGAAAUAUCACUGAGCGAGGACAACUUGUACGUAGGGAGGAUUAAAACUAGCAAGAUCUAA
Molecule: messenger RNA, 435 nt
Organism: Arabis nemorensis
Lineage: Eukaryota; Viridiplantae; Streptophyta; Magnoliopsida; Brassicales; Brassicaceae
Source: the annotation of a GenBank genome assembly